AUCACAUGCAAUAAUAUCUCUUUGACAUACCGGCAUACACAAUCGGGCAUAGACAGGAAUACUUUAUCCAGUGCAUAAUCCUAAAGUGCAUUGAUUAGAAUAAGGGGGAAGGGGAUUAUUUGACUGUUUUCAAUAGACCUAUUUUUGGACCAGUUUCAGUUUGGUGUCUCCACAGCCACAGGGGCUUGUCUUCAAAUAAAGAUACUGUAUUUGAAUCUGGAUAGUUCGUAGAUUCAUUAAGGAUGGCAGAUAAAGAAGUUUCUCCCACAAAGUCAAAAGUGCAUUUAUACUACAAAAACGGGUCUCUGAUGCCAUUCGAAGAGGAUGCCUAUCACGAGUUCAAAGGUCAUAGAGAUAUAAGUGUAGAAGAUUUACCUCCAUGGACACAGGAGCGCAAGACAAGUGCAGACCGGCCAACUAGACGGGCAGUAUCUCGGGCGCUGAAUGGCUUUCUCAAUACGGGUUGUGGUGGGACGUGCUACCUUGGAGUGACAGACAAAGGGGUUGUUCAUGGACUCAAGCUCACAGGAUACCAGAAGGAUCAUGUGGUUGGUAGCCUGGAUGACCUGAUGAGAAGGUACAACCCUCCUGUAAAGCAGCACCGCUACAAAGUCCGUUUUGUACCUGUUGUGGAUCGGGAUGCUACAGAAGCUGAGAUAAUACAGCACUCCCAGGUCAACAGUGAUUUGAGCCUUUCAGAAGAGAGACAGCGUCCUCAUCAGUUCCGGUCUCACAAGUACUGCUGGUGCGACAAAGACUUGAGAGCCCAGUAUAACUGUGGUGUCAUAGCUACUGACUAUGUCAUAGAAAUAUCUAUCAAACCAUGGGAUCAUCUUGAUCCUCGUAACCAUGACGAUGGAUGUGGUUCCUUUGCACGUCUUCACCCAUACCAUGAGGAUGAGGAAGGAACUCUAUACUUUAGACGACAAGCCAGUUUAGCAAAAUACACUAUGACAGAGAUGGCUAUGCUUACCAAACAAGAAGCCAGAGAAAAGUGUGAGGAAACAAUUAAGAGAUUAAGAGAAGAAAUAUCGGCCCUCAAGGCAGUCCAAAAGAAAUCAGAUGCCGGCUGAUACUAAAAAACAGCUAUGUUAUCAGGAUAUGUUCCAAGCCACACAAGCAUUGGCUUUCCAGAGCGAUGUCACAGCUUACAGGCCUGACUGGUGUCUGUCGCGGAAAGGUGAAGUCUGAUUUACAAGGAAAUGCUGGACUCCAAAGUGAAAUGUUUGAUGUACUGCUGUAAGAACAGAAGAUGUGUAAAGAUCUUUAGUUGGUACAUGUACAGCCGAGUAAGGAAUUUGGGGUACUCUGGUGUUUUCCAGUUUUAAUCUUCAGUCACAGUUUCGCAUUGGAGAUCUGUAUUUGAUGUGUAAAAAAAUUCAAAAGUUUGUGGUUCUCUGAAUCAUCGUAAACCACGUCCCACAUAUAAAGUAAAAUAUACUCUUUUACAAACCAUAAUGAGUGUUUUUACACUGCGGAACGACAUUUUUUUUUUUUUUUUUUUGUAAAGUUUGAGUUUUGUGAUGAAUGGUCCUUUGGAAUACCAUUGUGAAUGAACGGAAUAACUCUGGCUUCCGUUCCGUGCGAGAGCAUUCCAGGAAAUUUUAAACAGACUAGGUUCAUGAUGCUACAGAAAGUCCUGAAUGUUUAUUGAAAUAGAAAAUUAGUCAUUUGAAACCUUGAUCUUGAUAUAAACUGCAGUGUUUAUGAUAAAGAACUAUUUUGAAUUAAGUAUUAUACAGGCUCUUAAAGAAAAAUAAUAUAAUGAUAAUGUUAUAAUUAGAUUGACAUUAAAAGCUGAAUCUGCUUUGUCGCAUAUUAAUAUUCUUUUGAUGUAUAUGAAAUUGCUGUAAAAACACGGACGAACCUUAAAGAUGUCUUUCUAUAUAUUCUAGAGAUAAAUAACCUUUAACUGUAAAAAUCACUGUUGGAAAAUGUUUAGUAUCAGGCCUAACUUUUUUUCUUUUUUUUUUUUUCUUUUUUUUUUUAAAUAUAUCAUAAAAUUAAGACAAAAAUUGAAUGUGUCUGCAUUCAUUUUUUGUAAAUACAUGUACCAAAAUUAGUUCAUAUACAACACAAUAAUAUUACAAUUCAAUAUGUCCUACAACAAUGUAUAUGUUACCGCUCGGUAAGCUGAACACUGCAGGACUCGUCUAUUGCAAUCACAUGACUCUAUUUUAAUUCGCCUUUCUCGGUAAAGCAUUGUUUACAAACACCAAAGUUCUGUUACACUUGGAACGUUUAGAUCGAAUGUCUAGCCAACAAAAUUUAAGAAAAAGUGUUGUAAUAUCCAUAUAAUAGUCCAUUUGUAAGCGACGAUUGCAAAUUAUUUGAAAAAUACCUGACUUCUUUGAAGUUACAGUGAAAGGGAAUGGAGGGUGCUAUUUUCCAUGAUGUUCAAUUCAAAACUGAAUAAAAAUAUGUUGUUUUUUUUUUACUGACACUAAUAAAAGUAAUUGUUUAACUGAUUAACAGUAAAAACAAAUGUAAGAAAUGCAUUUUUGAAAUUUAUAUUAAACAAAGAGGGAAAUUUCCAGAAUGUUGCAUUUUGAGGAUUUCCAUUGUAACAAAACAUAUGCACUGUUGAAAAAAGAACAUGAACAUUUGAAAUCAUGAACAAAAACCUCCUAAGAAGUUAUGAUUCUAACAAAUUGUUAUAAAGACUUCAAGAUUAAUUUCGCUGUAUUUUACAUAAUAAUUGCAACAGGACUUUUGGAGGGCAGUGUAUAUAUAACGUUUUGUUAUAGUAUAUUGUUGUGUAUUGCUACAUCUUAAACCCAUUUCACUAUUGAUUAGAGGAAAUUACCGUUUAAUGAGUAUGAAGUCUACAGUUAUGGUCGUUUCCAAUACAUUUCCUUUUCUGUAGUUACAACCAUUUAAUUUUCAUCUACGGUAUAUCUUGCCAGUUUUAUUUGGCUUGUUAGUUUUAAAAUGAUGAAAAUAAAAGAAAAGAUAAUUUCAGUCUACUAGGAGAUGUCUGUUGUGUUUAAAUAUUUAGAGUUUUCAUGGUUGUUGGGUUGAAGUAUUGCCAUUUGAUUCAUUAUACCCCCGCAACGAAGUUAGGGGGGUAUACUGGAAUCAGGUUGUCUGUCCGUCCGUCUGUCUGUAGACGCAUUUUGUCCGGACAACUCCUCCUA
Pecten maximus is the source of this 3137-nucleotide messenger RNA. RefSeq lists its product as uncharacterized. The transcript is spliced from 8 exons. Bases 243 to 1073 code for a protein of 276 amino acids. Lineage: Eukaryota; Metazoa; Mollusca; Bivalvia; Pectinida; Pectinidae. The record is from RefSeq and is a predicted model, not a curated record.